AUGGAAAACGCAAAUUUGUGGACUAGACGCUCUAACACCGGCAAGCUUUCGUUGUCCAUUAGAGACCAAGAAGGAAAGGAUGGCUCUAAGAUAGACUCCCCCCGAUCCUACAACGGCCGACGCUUUGGCGAUUCCUCCUCGCAUGGGAAGAUAAACCCCUUCAACGCUCUCUCCCCAUCCGCUGCGAAGUCCCCUUCAGCCGGCGCAUCUUCUGCUUUCGGGCUAGGCAGUGGUGCCUUUGCAUCAUUCGGCUCUGUGGGCUCUGCGAAGAAGACCAACACCCCCGGGACUGCGUCGGCUUUUGAUUUUACUUCUCAGGAGAAGAAAGAGAAGGAAGCAGAAACACCUGGGGAAUCCUCGGAGGUAGAACAGACUGCAGAACCCUCCUCUCCGCCGAAGCCCUCAAAUAACCCCUUUGAACACCCACUCCGAAAUACGUGGAAUUUGUUUUACCGACCUCCCGCCAACAAAUUUUCAGAUUAUGAAAAGUCUACGCUCAAACUAGCUUCCAUUAGCUCGGUAGAAAACUUUUGGACGAUAUACUCUCAUCUAAAGCGCCCUUCUCUAUUACCCACGGUCUCGGACUAUCACAUUUUCAAGGACGGUAUUCGUCCGGUCUGGGAAGACGAGGCGAAUAAGAAGGGCGGGAAAUGGAUUGUGAGGCUCAAAAAAGGCGUUGCUGACCGUUACUGGGAGGAUCUCUUGUUAGCAAUCAUUGGUGACCAAUUCAUGGAGGCUGGAGAGGAAGUCUGUGGUGCAGUGCUCAGCGUGAGAAGUGGCGAAGAUGUUUUGAGCGUCUGGACAAAGAUUGAUGGCGGCAGAAACAUCAAAAUCCGGGAAACCAUCAAGCGAUUACUAGCUUUCCCCUCAGACACCAACAUUGUAUGGAAAAGCCACGAUGAUAGUAUUGCCCAACGUUCCGCCCUCGAUGAGGCUCGCCAACAAAAAGCAAAUGCCACUUCGGGUUAUCCGGGAGUGGAGAGACGGCGUCAAACAUUGCAUGAUGAUUCUGAAAAGAGCAAAGGACGAAUUGCAUCAUAA
Rhinocladiella mackenziei CBS 650.93 is the source of this 1041-nucleotide messenger RNA. RefSeq lists its product as uncharacterized. NCBI's taxonomy places the organism in Eukaryota, Fungi, Ascomycota, Eurotiomycetes, Chaetothyriales, Herpotrichiellaceae. The record is from RefSeq and is a predicted model, not a curated record. Gene Ontology annotation, molecular function: RNA 7-methylguanosine cap binding; translation initiation factor activity. The coding region runs from base 1 to 1041 and encodes 346 amino acids. Gene Ontology annotation, biological process: translational initiation. The transcript is spliced from 3 exons. Gene Ontology annotation, cellular component: eukaryotic translation initiation factor 4F complex; cytoplasm.